Messenger RNA from Gavialis gangeticus (Gharial), 6356 nucleotides. RefSeq names its product l(3)mbt-like 1 (Drosophila) (gene L3MBTL1). The transcript is spliced from 23 exons. NCBI's taxonomy places the organism in Eukaryota, Metazoa, Chordata, Crocodylia, Gavialidae. Gene Ontology annotation, biological process: regulation of DNA-templated transcription. The record is from RefSeq and is a predicted model, not a curated record. Gene Ontology annotation, molecular function: protein binding; zinc ion binding. Gene Ontology annotation, cellular component: nucleus. Bases 211 to 2742 code for a protein of 843 amino acids.
UAUUUGAUUUUUGUAUUUACAGUGCUGGUCUUCCUCAUGAAAGUGGGGUGAAGUGCAUCAGUCUGGCUGCUGGACUAUGGCUCAGGCAGCUGACCAUUGUAUUGAUGAGAGGUUGCCCAGCACCCUUGUUUGAUCCACACAGCUCUGCAGCAUCUGACCUUUCUGAUCUGUUACUUGCUACAGAUCUCUACUACAUGUCCGCACAGGGUGAUGGAUGGCAGAGCAGAAAUGGAGGUCAUGAGAAGCACAAAAGGGAACACUGCCAGGGAGGUCAGCAUCCAUCUGGUUGCCAAUGAGAACACUGUGCAGAACACACACCUGCCAACAACUGCCUUCAUCAUACCAGCAAAUGCAACUGCCAUCAACCUCCCUACCAGCACCUUAGAAAUCCAGCGAUUUCCUCGGGAGUCGCAGAGGAACACAGCAGCUGAGAGACCUGAGAGAGGGGCAGGGAACGAGGCCAUGACAGCAACUGUCAUCCCCCAGAUCAGCGGGGUGCAGACCUGCAACACGGUUCGGGUCCUGGAGUGGAAGGAUGGGGUAGCUACUCUGCCUGGGAGCAACUUGCGAUUUCGGAUAAAUGAGUAUGGGACGCUGAAAGUGAUGAGUGCCGAUAAAAUCCCACCAGCUGAACCUGUAAAGGAAGCUCACAUGGAGAAAGAUCAGGAGUCGGAAGUAGCACCCAGCAGCAGGGACAAUCACAUUGUGGCUCAGGAUGUACCAGAGCAGCCCAAGCUGCCCACAGCAGAGAACAUGUGCCACUGUGAUACCUGUGGCCGGAGACACAUGUCAGAGGUGGCCCGGGAGGGCAGGGGGUUCUGCAGUGAACACUGUCAUCGUCAGUUCAAAGAAAGGUCUGUCAUUGUAGAGAAUUCUGCUGGCAGCACCAAUGUCACUGAAAUCCUCAAGCCAGUGAAAAAACGGAAAAGAAAGGAUUACCAGAGCCCUUCAGAGGAGGAGUAUGAGUCUGAGCAAAUGGAGGAAAAGCAGGAAGAGAGAAAAAACCUGGGGGGAGACUCCACCGUCAGCAACACCGAGAUUGAAGAGUGGAGCGGGAACCAGCAUGGUGCCAGUGAGGAGAAGAAAGAAGGCUGGUCCUGGGCAUCCUACCUGGAGGAGCAGAAAGCCAUCGCUGCCCCUUUAAAUCUCUUCCAGGAUUACCAAACAGCUUCUCAGAACAAGAAUGGCUUUAAGGUGGGGAUGAAGCUGGAGGGGAUUGAUCCACAGCACCCUUCUAUGUACUUUAUCCUUACAGUGGCUGAGGUGUGUGGCUACCGGAUGCGCCUGCACUUUGAUGGCUACUCUGAAUGCCACGAUUUCUGGCUAAACGCCGACUCGCCCAACAUUCAUCCUGCUGGCUGGUUUGAAGAGACGGGACACAAACUCCAGCCCCCAAAAGGGUGUUCAGGUUACAAAGAGGAGGAAUUCAGCUGGACCAACUAUCUCAAGAUAACAAAAGCUCAGGCAGCUCCUAAACACCUCUUUGUGAUGCGAAGCAGUAAUGAAGUUCCCACAGGAUUUGAGGUGGGCAUGAAACUUGAAGCUGUAGACCGAAUGAACCCUUCCUUGAUAUGCGUUGCCACUGUGACAGAUGUGGUGGACAAUCGUUUUUUGGUGCACUUUGACAACUGGGAUGACACUUAUGACUACUGGUGUGACCCUAGCAGUCCGUAUAUCCACCCAGUUGGCUGGUGUCAGGAGCAUGGAAAACCCCUCACACCUCCUCAAGACUAUCCUGACCCAGAUAACUUCAGCUGGGAAAAAUACUUAAAGGAGACUGGUGCAUCUGCAGUUCCAGCCUGGGCCUUUAAAGUGCGGCCACCGCACAGCUUUCUGGUCAACAUGAAGUUGGAGGCAGUGGACAGGAGGACUCCCUCCCUCAUUCGCGUGUCCAGUGUGGAAGAUGUGGAGGAUUACAGGAUAAAGAUCCAUUUUGAUGGCUGGAGCCAUGUCUAUGAUUUUUGGAUUGAUGCAGAUCACCCAGACAUUCAUCCUGUAGGGUGGUGCUCCAAAACUGGGCACCCGCUGCAGCCUCCUUUCAGGCCAAAGGAACCAGCCUCCUCAGCCCAUGGGGCUUGCCCAACCUUGGGUUGCAAGAGUAUCCCACACACCAAGGGCUCUAAGUACAGCUUUCAUCACAGGAAGUGCCCAACACCAGGUUGCGAUGGCUCAGGACAUGUGACAGGGAGGUUCACGGCCCAUUACUGCCUCUCAGGGUGCCCCUUGGCAGAGAAGAACCAGGGCAGACUGAAGGCUGAGCUCUCCGACACUGAGGCCUCUGCCCGCAAAAGGAACCUGAUUGGCUUCUCCCAGAGAAAAAAGUCCCGGCACCAUGGGAGAGGACGACCUCCAAAAUAUCGGAAGAUCCAGCAGGAAGACUUCCAAACUAUUUCCGCUGACAAUAUGCACCAGUCUCUCUUCAUGUCGGCCUUGUCUGCUCACCCAGACCGCUCCCUGUCUCUCUGCUGGGAACAACACUGCAAACUCCUGCCAGGGGUAGCUGGCAUCACAGCAGCCACGGUGGCCAAGUGGACCAUUGAUGAGGUCUUCAGCUUUGUUCAGACUCUGACGGGUUGCGAAGACCAAGCCAAACUCUUCAAGGAUGAGAUGAUCGACGGGGAAGCGUUCUUGCUGCUGACACAAGCUGAUAUUGUCAAAAUCAUGAGUGUCAAGCUGGGCCCAGCGCUCAAGAUUUACAACGCCAUCCUCAUGUUCAAAAAUGCCGAUGACACCUUAAAGUGACCGUGCCCCAGCAGUGCCGGGACCCUCAGCACUGGAGCUGCCAAACCAUCCCACUGGAGCAGAGACCAUCCCAGCUGCAGCGGCUGGAAAAUCCUGCUCCCUCUUUCCCUCUGAUUCAUCUUCUCUCUUGCAGUAAAUCCAUCCCGCUCCAUCUUCCUCUCUGCAUUAUCCUGCUCCCUGCCUUGUAGGGGAGCACCAGUUGUAUGCUGGGUCCAAGUGCAGACCCAGAGCUCUUUUCUCCUGACCCUCGUAAAAAACAGAAUGCGUCUUUCCGAGUGGAUUACUGUUCUGCGUACGUCACCCUGCUGACUGACCCUGGUCUUUGGAUGACUUUUUUGAGUGUGUGUGUAUGUGUGUGUGCAUGUGUGAGUUUGUACACACAUGCAUGUACUUAGAGGAAUUAAUGAGAAGGUGUGGUUGGGAGGGCUGGGGUAGCUUUGCUGCUCAAGCAGAUCAGAAAUCAGUUGUCACUGCAGACUCCCAGUCUUCACACAACUAUCUUCCUAGGUGCUGCUGUGCGCACGCGCACACACGCACGCACACACACGCACGCGCGCGCGCACACACACACACACACACACUGAAAGGGAUGAGUUGUGGUUUUUUUUCUUAUCAAUUGAAAAGCCUUUUAACAGUGUGUGUUGGUGUAUGGGGUCAGGUAUUAGUGUUAUUUUUUAGGAAACUUCCCAAAUAGCUUUUCACUGUUGCAUUUUGGGGUUUUUUUCUCUCCUGUUUUUUUUGUGAUUCUCCUGUCAAACCUAGACACUAACCUUGCUUUGCCCCUGAUUCUGUUUCACCUCCAUCCUGAUGACAAUUUGCUUUUUCUUCUUAAUUCCUCUUAUAUUCCCACUAUUACUGCCCAACCUGCUUUUCUCUUUGCUGUUGUGGUUAGUUUUAUUUUCAGCAUUUACUGUUUAUGUUUCAGUAGCAGCCAGGAUUCCCCAGUCCCAGGCCAGAUCUCAGGUACCAGGUGCUGUACAAACAUCAACCAGGAAGAUGACCUAUGCCUCAGAGUGCUUAUAAUUUAAGUAAAAGCUAAGUGUACUGACCAGGUCAGUGCAGCUCUGGGGAUACAACAUCAGCUGAUUCAUACCCUCUCCGUUGGUUGGGAGUGAUGAUGUGCUAUGUAAGAAAAUACUUUGCAGACUCUCAGAGAAGCUCUUUCCACCCAGUUGCACACAUACUUUUAAAUGUAUGUCUCUCACUAGUGACGUUUUAUUUCCCUGACCCUUCCCCAUCCAAGUAAAAUAGAUUCCAGGUGGGUCAAAUUGUUGUCCUCAAAGCUAUGUGACACCUCCCCCCCACCCCCGGCAACAUUUGCAAAACACGUUUUUGAAUCAUUGAUGUUCCUGUCUCUUGUGAUUGGCUAAGAAAAGAUUAGCAUGGGGAGCAUGAGGCUGAGCAGCCAAUUGCUGUUACAUACCAGCCUUGUAAAAUUUUCCUUGGAGACCAGUCUGAAGAGGGUUGAGUCAGUAGCACAGCCCCAGUCCCAGAUCAACAUGCUGUCUCAUUAAGAACAUUUGCAUUCCCAAGAUUGGCACUUCAAGGGAGUCGAUCUUUCCCAUUCUCCUGCCCCCGAUCACUUGAGGACAGGGAUGAGAGCUCGUACCACAUACACCAGCAACAUGUCAUAUGAUAACAUGACCUCCAAAAUCCGCUGUCAUGUUGGGGUGAAAUUCAUGGUAGGCUUCCCAUGGAAAUGUAGCAUUUUCUCUCUAUUAUUGACUGUUAAGGGUCACAUUUGACCUGCCAUUGGAAUGUUUGCUACUUGUUAUUCAUGAGAGAUUUAAAACAAUUUCUGGGUUUUCUUUGUAAGAGGUUGGGUCUGGUUUAGUGGUUGUGCUCCCCUGCCCUUUAAUUUUCAUUAGUCCAAACACUGCAGUGAAUUCAUUUGUGGGGAGGAGCAAGAUGGAAGGAGAGAAGAUUUGGACUCCGGACCCAUCCUUCCAUGCAUGCAAUCUGAUCUGCAGCGAAUGGUGCCAAAUUAAUCUCCUUAGCCAAAGAGGAGCCUGCCUCCUGGCCUGCUGUUGUAUAGGAGGAAAGGAAGGAAAAGAGAGGCCGUGGGAUACUUGCUUGGCCCUUUCAGCUGUGGGACUUUCCUUGUGAACUACUUUUUGAUAUUUCCAAAUAUGAUCCUUCAUAACUGUGAGUCUUCUGGUCAGCUCUUUGUAUUCCUGCACAGGACUCAGUCACUGGGUUUAUAGGAGAACGACAGGAAGAGACUCCUGUUUUCAUCAGUUCCACCUCAGCCUGCCUUGUGAAUACAUUCCUUUUCCUGUGAAAGGAGAACCAGUCCUUGUUGUGCUGGGAGGAUGCCAGAGAGGUGCUCUGGACAUGGCAGUGGAGUGUCAGCUGUCUGACUUAGGCUCUGCAUUUGAAACUAGAACAAAGGAUAGGACGGCUGGUUCCUUGUGGGGCUAUUCCAGGAAGGGGAGAUGCUGGGGUGUAAUUAGAGCCCAGACUGAGGAGACCAGGAGCUAGAAACACCACACGUGCAUCUAUGUAAGCAGCAGGAUUAAGCCUGCUAUUCUGGUGCUGAGAUGCUGAGCAAGCUGUUCUCUGAUACCGUAUCCACCUUGCAGCUGGAUUCCUGGGCUCAUGUGAAACCGUUUCUUGGUGGGUAUGCUCUCUGCUAAGACUGCUGGAUUCGGCCACCUAUGGGCUCUGGCCGUAAACCUUGCCCAGGCUGUGAUGGGGUGCUGUUUUCCUUGAGUGGUGCCCUCCCCUCACUGCAGCAUAAUACUGGACACGAACCAAACUGUGCACCCACCAGUCAUGGAGUCUGGGUGCAGUCUUGGUCCUCCAGGUGGACUGUUAGGUCUGAAAUUCCCAGAAGGGAAAGCUUGCCAGGAGGAUGAGCCUCACUGGAAAUGUGAAGUGAGAUGUCGUGUGCGUGUGUGUUUGUGUUAAUGACAGCAUUCUCAUCUCCCACUCGCUAUCUCAGGCAUGAGUUCAUUCAACUCUUGGGCUAAUUCUUUCCUGUUCUUUAAGGUCUGAAGCUUUUAAAUUGGUUUGGAUGAGAGAAUUAGAGGUUCUGUAGAUGGUCAAGGGCUAUUUACUGUUAAAGCUUUGUAACCUUAUCUUUUCCUUUAAAAAAAACAAGCAAACUAAACCCAAAGCAUUGUGGGCAUGUGUGCAAAAAUGUGCACACCUCUGUGUGUGUGUGUGUGUGUGUGUGUGUGUGCGUGCGUGCGUGCGUGUGCGUGCAUGCGUGUGAGAUAGCAACAUCAUCUCCUCCAUCCAUAGUGUGCCCAACAUCAUUUUUUUGGGGUAUUGUUCCUAAGGUAACUGGCCAUAGGGCAGCGAUCAGAUGGGUGAGCAGGAGAGCCCUCCCUCAUGCCACCGUUCAGCAGGGGAAGAAUGAGAACAGGUAUAAUAUUCAGUAUCGUGAAGUCCUCCCCAUAAGUUCUUCCCUCCCUGCAGUGCAUCAGUGCCAGUGGUGCCAAGAGCUCCUCCUGUCUGAACCAAUGAGACCCUCCUCCCCCAACCCCACCAGCUCAAGGAGCACUGAGGACCACACAUGAGAAUAGAUUCCAGGUGGGUCAAAUUGUCCUCAAAGCUCUGUGACACACACUCCUUGUGGCAACAUUUGCAAAACACGUUUUUGAAUCAUU